AUCUGACUCAACUUCCCAUUUCACUAUCCCAAAAAUCACCAAACCCUGAAAAAAUCUCCAAUUUCACGCUUUGUGCAGAGCCUCUGGAAUCCCAAAAUCAACAAACAUGAUGUGGGACGAAUGGUACCGAGACGACGACGAUGCUCCUGAAAACGAAGACACUGAACAACAACAACAACAAGAAGAAGAUCAACAAGACUCGUAUCUCAAAUUCGAUUUCUUCUCUGUUCUCUCCAAGCCCAAGGAUUACUAUAGAAUAUUGGAAGUUGAUUAUGAUGCUGCCGAUGAUGCCAUUCGAUCCAACUAUAUCCGUCUUGCAUUGAAAUGGCAUCCAGACAAGCAAAAGGAUCAGGAUAAUGCUACGUCAAGAUUCCAAGAAAUAAACGAGGCUUAUCAGGUUUUGAGUGAUCCUAUCCAAAGGCGAGAAUAUGACAAGAAUGGGAUGCUGGACAUGUAUGAUUACAAUAUAAUGGAGUAUCUUAACCGUUACAAAGGCCUUAUUUUAACAUGCAAUGGCCUUGGAAUCAAGCAUUCGAUCUGGUAAUUUCAAAACCUGCACAGAUUUCCUUCUUGGUACAUCCAUGAUGAUCCUUCAUGCUAUACUGUACUCGUGUGGUAGAGUUUAGAUUGAUGACUCAGCAGUUUGGGCUUAGUAGUGGGCUUAAAGUUACUUUGUGUUUGUGUAAAUGGGAAAUAAAUAACUAGUAAUCCAUUUUACCAUUAUAGUACCGGUAUAUCUCAAGGUUGCUCUGAAACCUCUGGAUGAUUUGUAUUUAUAAAAAUCUCUCAGCUUCUGGGUUCCUCCUGCAAUGCGGAAUAUUCAGUAGCAUCCACAUUUUAAUGAUUUUGUUGUGAGAUACACGAGCAAUUUUGAUGAAUAAUCUUUCACGAGAAAGCAA
This is a messenger RNA of Camellia sinensis, 899 nucleotides long. RefSeq names its product Chaperone DnaJ-domain superfamily protein. NCBI's taxonomy places the organism in Eukaryota, Viridiplantae, Streptophyta, Magnoliopsida, Ericales, Theaceae. Gene Ontology annotation, cellular component: cytoplasm; nucleus. The record is from RefSeq and is a predicted model, not a curated record.